AUGGCCCCCAAAUCCAAACUCCUCUCACACGACGAAAAGCCCAAACGCAAACCCCACAUCCCCCGCAAACCCCUAACAACCCAAGGCAAGAUCCUGAAAGCGCAGGCCAUCAAAGAGAAGAAAGCAAAGAACCAACCCCGCGAAGCACCACCAGGCUCUGAAAUGGCAGACGCGCCAACCAAAAAAUCUUCGUCCAAGGCACGCUCCUUCGCACCCCCAGAUGAGGCAGAUCUCAUGGUCGAAGCACUCAAACAACAGAACCUCGCCAAAGCCCGCGGCCAGAAGAAACAGGAAGGAUGGAACAUCCGCAAGAGACCGCUCACAACGCAGCAGAAGAUCGCUGCCGCGAUGGCGAUCAAGAGGGCGAAGGGAGGGAAGGAUAACGCUGCGCCGGCGGGACGGCAGGGGAAGGUGCCUGGACUGAUGAGUAUUCUUCGCUCGCAGGAUAGGGAGUUCUUGCCGGUGACGACGGAGGGGAGGGAGGCGAUUGGAGGUGGUGGAGAGGGGAUGAUGAGUUGGGGUGAUAUCAAGAGUGCGGAGGAUAAGAGGCAGGAGAAGAAAGAAGAGGAGAGGUUGGCGAGUGUGUUGUUCCAGCCGACUUUGAGGGCGAGGAAGUGGAGGGAUGCGAAUGGGUUGAGGGAGUUUGCGGUGGUGGAGAAGGUGAAGGACGCGGAGCAGGCUGGAGAUACUCAGCGAUCGGGAACCUCGAAGGAAGGCGAAGAAGCUGUUUCCAAGGCUAAGCCGACUGCAGGCUGGUUCACUGGACUUCCCGACGAGGUUCGCAACCGGAUCUGGAAGCUCGUGGUGGUCGAUGACAAGAGCUGCAUCUGGCCGACUUCGCCGACUGGACGUGAGCAGCCUGACUUGGCCAUGAGUUGCAAGCAGAUUCGACAGGAGGUAUUGCCGAUAUACUACGGGCUGAACACCUUCGGCAUAAGCUUGCAGAAGGAGCCUAUCGCUGUUGAACCUACCAAGUUGUUCCAGAAGAAGUCGCUCACGGGUCUCGCGGCUGUGCAUAAGUGGGCAAGUACCAUUGGCAAUGAAGACACGACUUGGCUGUCGAUGAUCCAGAGCUGGGCAUUCGAGUACCAGGAUCCGUCGAUUCAAUGGCGCCACGGAGCGGUCUACGAGGAUGAUGACUCCUUUGUGAUCUCGAUGAAGAUCAGAACCAUCAGGCAAGAGCGUCCAGAAGGCGAUGAGGAUGUCGAAGAAGCAGAAGCAGGCGAAGAGGUGCCGCCUCCUCUUCUCACUGCGGAUGCCGGAGUACAUGUCGAAGCCUCGUGCUUCAUGCCCGACUGGCCUGAGUGCGGAAAGUGUCGAGUUCCAUCGGCACCCAUUGAGCUUCGAGCGGCUGUCAUGUGGAUGGUGGGGGCUGGUAUUACCGCCAACACUCUUUAUAAGUUCGCGAACGAGCUCAGAAGCGUACUCCCAACGCUCAGCAGAGCGAGGUGUAUCCGCAUCGAAGGAGGAUCGAGGUUAUAA
This is a messenger RNA of Fulvia fulva, 1482 nucleotides long. RefSeq lists its product as uncharacterized. NCBI's taxonomy places the organism in Eukaryota, Fungi, Ascomycota, Dothideomycetes, Mycosphaerellales, Mycosphaerellaceae. The transcript has a single exon. The record is from RefSeq and is a predicted model, not a curated record. The coding region runs from base 1 to 1482 and encodes 493 amino acids.